Molecule: messenger RNA, 837 nt
Organism: Lineus longissimus
Lineage: Eukaryota; Metazoa; Nemertea; Pilidiophora; Heteronemertea; Lineidae
Product: ATP-binding cassette sub-family C member 10-like
Exons: 3
Coding region: 59-571 (170 amino acids)
Biological process (GO): transmembrane transport
Cellular component (GO): membrane
Molecular function (GO): ATP hydrolysis activity; ATP binding; ATPase-coupled transmembrane transporter activity
Source: RefSeq, a predicted model, not a curated record
UCGGUUGAUCGAGUUGGUCGGUGGCUGCAUUAAAAUUGAUGGCGUGGAUAUAUCGAAAAUGGGACUACAGGAGCUGAGGUCGCGCCUAGCAAUCAUUCCUCAGGACCCAUUCCUAUUCAGUGGGUCUGUGAGGGAAAAUCUCGAUCCGGCCGAGAUCUAUCAGGACGAGGCUCUUUGGGAGGCAUUGGAGAAAUGUCACAUGAAGUUACCCGUGGAACGCCUGGGUGGUUUGGACGCUGAUGUGGCGGAGAAAGGCAAACACUUCUCUGUCGGACAGCGGCAGUUGCUUUGUCUGGCCAGGGCAUUGUUGGCAGAGGCCAAGAUUCUGUGUAUGGAUGAAGCUACAGCCAGUGUUGACCAGGAGACGGACCAGCUCAUCCAGCGGACGAUCAAGGCAGCCUUCUCCGACAAGACCGUACUGACCAUAGCUCAUAGGAUAAACACAGUAUUGGAGAGCAAUCGUGUUCUAGUCAUGGAUAGCGGGAGAGUGGCCGAGUUCGCCGCCCCAGAGAUACUGCUUCAGAAUCCUGAAUCUAUAUUCUCUGGUUUAGUGAGAAACAGUGGAUUAUAAUCAAGCAAACAUGUCAAAUGAAAUGUUUGUCAAAACAGUGCCAUGAAGGGAGGGUACCAUUUCGCGAGUGGUCGCGGUUCUAAAGUUUAUAUUGUGGAUUAAACUGACGUUCAUGCGCGGAAGGGGACGUCUGGUGCACUGGCAUUGACUGGUACAGCUUGCUAGUCAUAUGACUACCACGUGACCUUGGACAUUGAAUGCUUGGUUGUAAUGGCGUACAUUGUAAUGUCUUUUAGAAUCUCUCGUUUUCUGUGUCAAGUAAUUUU